Calypte anna (Anna's hummingbird) is the source of this 5637-nucleotide messenger RNA. Its product is annotated as von Willebrand factor D and EGF domain-containing protein-like. Gene Ontology annotation, cellular component: extracellular region; cell surface. Gene Ontology annotation, molecular function: calcium ion binding; signaling receptor binding. The coding region runs from base 25 to 5637 and encodes 1870 amino acids. The record is from RefSeq and is a predicted model, not a curated record. Gene Ontology annotation, biological process: anatomical structure development. The transcript has 28 exons. Lineage: Eukaryota; Metazoa; Chordata; Aves; Apodiformes; Trochilidae.
GGAUAAAAAUCUAUCUUGGACAAUAUGCAGCCACCCUGUCCUUUCCAUCAGCAUCUCCAACUUGUUGCCUACCUCUCUUGGAUUCCCUUGUUGGCCACUAGCACUGAGUCAGCUCCAUUAGCUCCCGAGUGCUCCCCCGCAGGACACCGCAUCCUCCGCAAUCCCCGCCGGAGCACCAGGUUUGACUCCCUGGAGCUGCAGGGAACAGCCACCCAGGACCUGGUUUGUGACCACUCCUUGCCACCAGCCUGGUACCGGUUCAUGAUCCACAACAAACCUGCAGAAAUGCCAACCAGAUGUAUCGAAAUGAAUAAAUGCGGGACACAAGCUCCAGUGUGGCUGUCUCUGAAGUCUGAAUCCCUGCCAGUUCCUGGGGAGAGAAAGAGGCUGACAGCCUGUGCUACCUGGCAGCUCUUCUUUGGGGGCACCAAGGACUGUUGCUUGUUUCGGAUACCCAUCGCUGUCAGGAACUGUGGAGAAUUCUUUGUCUAUCUCCUGCAGCCUACUCAAGGAUGCAUGGGCUACUGUGCAGAAGAUGAGGACAAACUUCCAAGCCUGGCAUUGCAACCCCUGAUAAACCCCGAGCUUGUGAAAGGUCGUGUCCACCUCAAGUGCUCCUACAGCCUCCCCUCCUCAAAACCAGAGCUGCAGUACAGUGUGGUGUGGUCACGUCUGUCCAGCCCUGGCCAGAGAGAAGAGAUUCAGAGGGACAUCACCCUGAAGGCAUUUUCCUAUGUUGAGCUGAACGGUGUGAAUCUCAGACUGGGAGACACGGUCUUCUGCACUGUCACAGCAUUUUUGAGGGACAGUCUUGAGCAGCAGUCUCUGCCUGAAGAGAGCCAAGGUUUCUAUGCUGGGAUUAAGUUUUUCCCAGAAUCCUUACAAAUUGCAGAGGAUGGGAAGGAGCAUGUUUUGACCAUUCUGAGCACUGUACCCAUUGUCUGUCCUGGGAGUGAUGAUUCCUGUAAAAUUACUUUACAACUAAGCACUGAGGAUUUGGACAGCCCCUCAGCUGGGCCCCCAGACAUUGCCCUCUCUGCCUGCCGGGUGGAUCUGCCACAGGCGCCCUGCUCGGGAAGCAGCUGCACAGCGGCCGCGCUGAGGGUGACGGCGGUGAUGGACUUCACUCAGGAUGGGACCCGUGUCACCCGCAUCACAGCCCAGCCCCUGGAUCCCAGUGAUUUGCUUUGGAGGGAAUACACACCCCAGGAUGUGAAGGUCACAGUUCGAGACCUCCCAACAGGGAACUGCUACUCUUUCACUGAUCCACACAUUAUCACAUUUGAUGGAUGGCUCUACGAUAACUAUAAAAUUGGGACCUUCCUUUUGUGCCAGAGCCUGUCCCGGGCAUUUGAAGUGCACGUUCGGCAGUGGGACUGCGGAGGCCACCGCUCCGCCACCGCCUGCAACUGCGGGGUCGCCGUGAGAGAAGGGGGUGACACCGUGGUGCUGGACACCUGCAAUGGACAUUUUCAGGAGAGCAGACCCCAGCUAGUGGUCAAAAGCACCCAGGAAUCACCACAGGUCAAAAUCCUAAAGUCCUACGGAGGAAGAAAGAUCACAAUCCUGUUCCCAUCAGGAGCAUUUGUUCGAGCUGAUGUGAGUGAGUGGGGACUGGGUCUGACAGUGAGGGCUCCGGGCAGUGACUUCAACAAGACCCGAGGUCUCUGUGGCCUCUUUGAUGGGAUUGGUGCCAACGACCUGAGCAAUGUGCCUGAGGAAGACUUCAUAGAGGAGUGGAGAUUACCUCCAGGGAAGAGUUUAUUUGACAAGACUCCAGCACCUUCUGAGGGGAAGCAAAGGAAAAAUUACUGCAGAUGUCAGAAGGAAAGCAAUAUGUCUGUACCUGUGAUGAACAAGUGGAAUACCUUCCAGACUCCUUUCCCUCAGUCUCCUGGUUGCCACUAUGAUCACGUGGAUUUCACCUCUGCAAUCCCAUAUGUAGAUGUUACAUCAGAGUUUGUCACUCACCCAGACACAGAUUCUGCUUCAAGAAAAGAUGGGAAACUGUCAGCCAAGUCGUUUUACCAGAGAUAUCUGCCUAAAUCAGUCCACAAGCGAGGUAGCCCAGAGGGCCAAAUAAAACUCCUUGUGCACAAUGUUUCCAUGAAAACCAACAGUUCCAUUAGCUCUACAAAAGCCACAGAAGACCUACAGAGGGUAAAAAGGCAGGGAGACUAUUAUGAGUAUUCAUCCUUCCACCCACAACGUGGCACAAGCCAGAGAGACUCAGAGAGCUUUGCAUAUUUUUUCCCAGAGGAUUACUUUGAAGGGAUUAGGACAAAGCUUCCACUGUCUUGGCCUACUCCCAAUGGCCUAACCAUCACCAAAGCUCAGGAAAUUUGCCACCAGAUUCUCACAAAUUCCACCAUUGGCUUAGUGUGCAAAGGUCUCCUUGGAAAAAAAAUGGAUAAGGCCAUUGAUAUAUGCCUUCUAGAUCUGCAGCUCAAAGAUGAUGUAGCUUGGGUGAGGCCACUGAUAGCCCUUUUGGAAAAUGAAUGUGAAAGAAGAGUGCUAGGGAAGAGACAUGGAAUGUUUCAUGGAAAUCAGCCAUCUGCUACCCAGGAGAAAAUCCUCACUGCUCUCCAGUGUCCUGAUUUCUGCAACACCAAUGGACAAUGUUCUGAACUGGGCUGCCAGUGCUUUGAAGACCACAGCUCCUACGAUUGUAGCAUUGCCAAAAAGCAGGCUUUGGAAAUCAGAGGCUUGGAGAAUGAGGGUCUCUGCAAUGUCCGAGCCUCUGACUGUAGCAGGGUCCGGGUGUUUGGCCUUGGAUUCCAAGAGUCACCCAGCCUGAGCUGUGAGGUCACCAGGUUAAUGCAUCUCAGUGGUGAAUGGAUAUCAAGAGAACAAGAACACACAAAAGCAGAUUUUCUCAGCUCUGAGGCUGUUGACUGCAAGAUUCCUCUCCUGAGCAUCACAGAGACAGAGGCUGUGCACUUUGUGGCUGGCGAUGAGCCAUUUGCAAGAUGGCAAGUGAAAAUCACUAAUGAUGGCUUCCAGUACAGUAAUUCCAGAGUGCUGACCCUGUACGACGCAGUCUGCCAGGAGUGCCAAUCCCAGCCAACCGGACUUUGUAAAUUAAAGGAAAAUACUUGCAAUAUAGAUGGACUUUGCUAUGGUGAAGGAGAGUCAAGCCCUACCAGUCCUUGUCUUCUCUGUGAGCCUGAUGUUUCUAAGUUCACAUGGUCUAUUAAUGAAAACAACCUGCCCCCUGUGUUCCAGGCCCCCUCCAGCCAGCUGCUGACAUUCAUUGGUGAGAAUUUUGUUUACCAGCUAAUAGCAGUGGAUCCAGAAGGGUCAGCUGUGCUCUUCAUCCUAGAGGCAGGGCCACAGGAUGCCAGGCUCUCUCCUGCUGGCCUUCUUAUCUGGAAAGUUGAUUCAGAAGAAAUGCAGACCUUUGAAUUCACUGUGUCAGAUGAAUGCAAUGCACAGAGCAGAUACUCUAUUGAGGUUGGAGUGAAGCCCUGCAGCUGCCUCAAUGGUGGAACAUGUGUUACCAAUAUUAAAUUCCCUCCAGGCCUUGGGGAAUAUUUGUGUUUAUGUCCAAAUGGGUUUGAUGGGGAAUUUUGCCAGGAAGACACUAAUGACUGCAAAUCCAGCCCCUGCGGCAGCGGAACGUGCGUGGACAGUGUGGAUGGCUACUUUUGUAAAUGUCCCCCUGGUCUGGGAGGGCUUACUUGUCAGGAAGACAGAAACGAAUGUGAAGAGAGUCUUUGUUUUCCUGGAGUAUCUUGUAUGAAUACCUUUGGAUCCUAUGCAUGUGGAAUUUGCCCCAGUGGGAUGGAGGGAAAUGGUAAAACUUGCAAACCUGUGCUUGCUGCUGACACUACAAAAGCUUUCAGCAUGGAAAAAGGCAAUGACAAAGGUGAUUUGAACAAGACUGAGGUUAAGCAGCUACUCCAGCCCUUAGAGGCAAAGGCUUCUCCUCUUAUUAAGAAUUUUAGCAUAAGUGAUAGACAUGGGCAGGCAGCACCCCUGUCACACAUCACUACCUGUGCCAAGAGGCCCUGUUUUCCUGGAGUGCUGUGCCUGGACCGCAGAGCCCCGUACGUGGGGUACGUCUGUGGCCGCUGUCCUGACGGGUUCUUCGGAAAUGGCCGAAUCUGCACCAAAGUCCCCAGAUCAGUUUCAAGAUCUUCCCAAAGCCAAGUGGAUAUUUUUGGAAGAAAUACUGAAGUCGCUAGAGCAUCUCAUCAGGAAGAUGUUUCAAAGACAUCAAGGAACAUAUAUUCCCUUCUUUCCCAAACUCAAACUCCAAGACAAGAAGCUACCUAUAUUUUGGAAAGAAACCCCACACUCAUCAAUACUGCAUCAUUUACAGUGAAAAGGAAGACCUCUCUAGCUCACACAUCAUCAGCAAAAACACCUGAUAAGGAGCCCACAGCACUUGAGAAACAGUCUUUUCUUGAAAAACGAAGUGAUGCACUUCUGCAGGAGGAGCCAGGCCUCAGGGUCACACCUGCCAGUGUGACAACCCACACCUCUCUCCCUUUGAAACAGUACAAACCAGGUGCAACCCAGGGAAUUCCCUCUCAUCAUGACACAAAUCCAAGUUCAUCCUUUGCACGACCCCACACUGCUCAGCAGGCUCACCCCAGGCAUGGCUUUGGCUUCUCUCCCAGGAAAUGGCCUGGCAGAGUGGCAGCCUCAAGGAUUAAACCAUCCCCAGGAUUCCCACCAGAGGAGCAGAGAGCAUCUUCUUUAGCAAGACACCUCACCUCCCCCUUCCACUUAAAAACUUCUGCCCUUGGCACAGCUCCCCGAGGUGCUCUAAUCCCACCGGGGGCUGCUCCUGGAGCCAGGAUUCCAGCACGGACACACAGCACAGCUCUGGAUCAUGUGGAGCUUCUGAAAACCAGCAGUGGGAGACAGCAGGAAGGUGUUUGUGCUGCUGUACCAUGCUUUACUGGUGUGCAGUGUGAGGUGGGUGAAGAUGGAGGAUUGAAGUGUGGGUCGUGUCCCCCUGGAUACACUGGGGAUGGGAUUACGUGUGAAGUGCAGUGUGAUCCACCAUGUGAGCAUGGAGGAACUUGUCUGUCUCAAAAUACUUGUUCUUGUCCUUAUGGAUUUGUUGGCCCUCGAUGUGAAACAAUGGUGUGUAACAGACACUGUCACAAUGGUGGGGUCUGUGUGUCACCAGAUGAGUGCAAAUGCAGGAAGGGAUGGAGCAGCCCUUCCUGUGAAACAGCUGUGUGCAAUCCUGUGUGCUUGAAUGGAGGAAUCUGUGUACGGCCAAAUAUGUGUUCGUGUCCUCAUGGUUUCUAUGGGCCACAAUGCCAGAGAGCUGUUUGCAUCCCCCCUUGUAAGAAUGGCGGCCACUGUGUUCGAAGCAAUGUGUGCUCCUGUACUGAGGGCUACACUGGAAGGAGGUGCCAGAAAAGUGUCUGUGACCCCAUGUGCAUGAAUGGAGGGAAAUGUGUUCACCCCAACAUCUGUGACUGCCCCUCUGGCUGGAGAGGAAGGCACUGUAAUAAACCUGUUUGCCUGCAGAAGUGUCUGAAUGGUGGAGAAUGUGUAGGUCCAAACAUCUGUGAGUGCUCGGAAGGAUGGACAGGGAUGCUGUGCCAGACCCCACUUUGUGAGCAAAAAUGUCUGUUUGGAAGCAGAUGCCUAAGACCAAAUAUCUGUGCUUAG